Fusarium coffeatum is the source of this 516-nucleotide messenger RNA. RefSeq lists its product as uncharacterized. The record is from RefSeq and is a predicted model, not a curated record. The transcript has 2 exons. Gene Ontology annotation, biological process: attachment of spindle microtubules to kinetochore. NCBI's taxonomy places the organism in Eukaryota, Fungi, Ascomycota, Sordariomycetes, Hypocreales, Nectriaceae. Gene Ontology annotation, cellular component: spindle microtubule; DASH complex. The coding region runs from base 1 to 516 and encodes 171 amino acids.
AUGGCUGCUACCCACCUAUCGACAUACUCCGACUGCGUCUCCUCACUACGCACAUCUCUCAAAUUCCUCGAAUCAUCCGUUGAAACACUCGACAAUGGCGUCUCUGACUUCCCUCGUCUAGUCAACGUCCUAAAGACAGUCCGCCACUACGAACUUAUCCCCCAACCCACACUCACAGCAGCCGAAACAUCCCUCCGCGACGAAAUAGGUCCUUAUAUCGCUCUGCUACUCGCCCGCGCAGACUCCCAAAUCGAGCGCCAGGAACGCCGUAUCGAGACCCUCAAAGCCCGCGCGGAGCUGCAACAGGGCCGUCUACAGCGCCCAGAUGAGAACUACGACGAAUACGGUAGCAAGUCUAAGAAGCAGAAAACCGGCAGUCGUAGGCUCACAACAGAGGAGAAGCUCCGCGCGCGAGCGGUUCGUCAGCGCAAGGAAGCUCUGCGGUACGGUGUGGAACGAUUGGAGCUCGAGGUGCUACAGAAGGAGAGAGAGCUCAGGAAGAGGUUGGAAGGAUGA